UCCAAUCCUCUCCCUCGUUUAAGCUCCAAAAAAAAAAACUCAAUGGCUUCCACACUUCUUGUUCCUCAACUUAUCUCUUCUCCCACGAGUCUCAACGUCGCAGUUCCAAGAACCUUUACCUUCAACACUCGUCGAACAGUGAAAUGCUCUUCAAACCCAGAACCAAAAGAUCAGUUCCUCGACCUCACACCUUCACCAGACUCCAUCAACACCACAAGCGCCGACAAGUUCCCCAUCGAGAAACGUAGAAGAUCCGAGAUCAUACGCGACAGGAAGCAAAGAGGGAUCGAGAAGCCUGAGCCACCGAACUUCGAGAUUGGUUGGAAGAGAACCAAAGAGAUAAACUUGGAGAAACCCAAAGGGUACGUGAUAAUGGACUUCUUGGAGAAGUUCGAAGGUUUAAUGGCGAGAGAGUUUGGUUCCAAGGAGCUUUUGGCUAAAGCUGGAGAGAUAGUUGCGGAGAGAGCGAGAGAAGAAGCUGAGGUUUUGAGAGAUGAAGGUGAAGUUGAAGAGAGGAUGGUGACCGAGCUUUUCAGGGUUUUGAAGUUGAUGGAGAUGGAUUUGGCUAUGGUUAAAGCUUCUGUUAAAGAAGAGACUCUUAGUGAGAGGAUUGAACAAGCUAGAGCGAGAUGUAGACAAGCUAUUCUUGUUGCUAAUUCUUUUUAAAACCCAAACUGUAAUAAUCACAAAGAUUUAUGAUUUUGUUCUCUAAGACCAUUUGGUUUUAAAACUCUUCAACUGUCUAUGAAUUGUUUAUAGUUUUCAUCUGGAAAAGAUCUUAACUAGUUUGGUUCUGUAAUAAAAAAAAAAACUCAUGCUUUUGUUUUCUAAGACCAUUUGGUUUUCAUAUCUACUUGUGCUGUCUGAAUUGUUUAUAGUUAAGAUCUUAACUAGUUUGGUUCU
Eruca vesicaria subsp. sativa (arugula) is the source of this 903-nucleotide messenger RNA. Lineage: Eukaryota; Viridiplantae; Streptophyta; Magnoliopsida; Brassicales; Brassicaceae. The record is from the annotation of a GenBank genome assembly.